AUGAAGAUCAAAAUCGAAAAACAGAGUCUUUUCAUCAUCUUAAUUUCAGGGUUCUUGUUAUGGAAUCGGGUCGAGUCGAUCGGGUUCGAUCUGGAAUCUGGGCACACCAAAUGCAUAACGGAAGACAUAAAGAGUAAUUCCAUGACCGUUGGAAAGUAUCACGUUGUUAACCCUAAUGAUGGCCACCCUUUGCCUGACUCUCAUAAAAUCACUGUCCGGGUGACAUCGGCGUAUGGGAAUAGCUAUCACUACUCAGACCACGUGACGGAGGGGCAUUUUGCAUUUCAAGCUGCGGAGGAAAGUGAUUACAUGGCUUGCUUUUUCGCAGAUGAUCACAAACCUUCCACUACUAUUGCAGUUGAUUUUGAUUGGAAGUCUGGUAUUGCUGCCAAGGAUUGGGCGAACAUCGCCAAAAAAGGUUCUGUUGAUGUGAUGGAAUUAGAACUGAAAAAAAUGUUUGAUACUGUGCAAUCAAUCCACGAGGAGAUGUUUUAUCUUCGUGAAAGGGAAGAAGAAAUGCAGCAACUUAACAGGUCGACUAACAGCAAAAUGGCGUGGUUGAGCGUUUUGUCGUUUUUUAUUUGCUUGUCCGUGGCAGGAAUGCAGCUAUGGCAUUUGAAGUCAUUCUUCGAAAAGAAGAAGCUCAUUUAA
Molecule: messenger RNA, 651 nt
Organism: Fraxinus pennsylvanica
Lineage: Eukaryota; Viridiplantae; Streptophyta; Magnoliopsida; Lamiales; Oleaceae
Source: the annotation of a GenBank genome assembly